AUUUUUAGGUAAUCAGAUUACGCAAGAUAGGUGGUAAUAAGGUGGAGCCUUUGUGAGUUCCCUCUUUCUGAGAGACGAAGCUGUUGGAGUUCGAAGUGGAAUAGCGAAUGGUGGUGGGCUUCCAAUGCCAUGGCCGAACCUCGAAAGAAACAGGUGUCGUUGAGGGGAGCAAGCGCACAGGAGAUUACGAGGGAUGCCCUUCUCGAGAAAGUUUCUCAGGAAAGAGAACUCCGCAAUUACAGCAGACGCGCUGCUGCUGCUGCUCUGUUCAUUCAGAGAGUUUGGAGGCGUUACAGUGUGACAAAGAAGAUAUCUGUGCAGCUUCAAGAAGAAUGGGAGGCCUUGGUGAAUCAUCAUGAUGCUUUGAUGACUAGCAGAUGGAUUUCCUGCAGUUUGUUAAGACCUUUCCUUUUUUUUAUUACUUAUUCAACAACUGUACAUCAGAAGCUUCGAUACAAAGAUGUGAAGUGUAUGCUGACAUGCUUCAAAAUUCUAUUGGAAAGCAUAAAUUCAACUGUAUCACAGAAAAACUUCUGUUCUCUGGCUAUGGGUACACUUGAUGAAAGGAAAACAUGGCUCUACCAAGCAAAGAAGUUGAUAUCAGUGUGCUUAUUUAUUCUUGCGGAAUGUGAUUACUCAUGUGCAGGGGAGCGGGAGACCAUUUUCUUAACUACCCUAGCUAUGCGUCUGGUAGUUGCCUUAACUGAUCCAAAAGGGUGGAAGAGUUUUAGCAGUGAGAAUAUUAGGGAUUUUGAUAGUGCAGGAAAGGAAUUGGUCAUAUGUACAGCAUCUGGGAAGAGUCAUCUUUACAGUCGUAUCAGGAGAUACAUAAUCAAAUUGGAUCCUCGAUUUGCACAGAAUCGGAAGAGUGGUUUGCAGAUGGAAGAUCAUUUGUUGAUUACUGCUAGUGCAGUAACUUUAGCUUUGCGGCCCUUUCAAGUUAUAAAAUCGAAUUUGAAUGAUUUUGGACUUUUGGAUGGACAAGAUGUUGUAGAGCAGUACUGUGUUUUUAUACUUACAAUUCCUUGGUUUUCUCAGCGACUUCCAACAGUUCUGUUACCUGCUCUGAAGCACAAGUCUAUUGUGUUGCAGUGCCUCAGGACUCUACUGAUCUCAAAGGAGAAGAUUUUUUUGGAGAUGUCAAAGUUGGAUCAAUCAGAAGUAGCUGGUUGUUGUCCUAAGGAGAUUCCAGCUGUUGGUUGGGCUCUUGCUAAUAUUAUAAACCUUGCUACAGAGUCUGACAAUGAUUCAGCAGAUUCUCAACAGUUUGCUCAAGGCUUAAACUGCAAGCUAUAUAUUCAUGUCAGUAUCACUGUUGCAGAGAACUUAUUGGCCUGCUUUCAAGCUGUUGGACAGAUAAAGAAGGGGAACCAUGGUUGUCAAAAUACUAUUGAUGAUUCUAGAGGAACUGUUGAUCCAGACAGUUGUGUGACUGAGAUAAUUGGAUCCUUAAAGAUGUCAUACAUAGACCUUCUUAAGCCUGUUCAUCUGCAGUGGCAUCUUAUGACACUUUUGACAAUUGUAAAUAAGGAUGAUUUCAUUCUGGAGCCGGAUAAUUCUCCAGAUGAAUACUUGGGGAAGUUGGAACUGCUUGAUAUUGUAUAUUUUUAUUCUUACAUGCUGAGAAUAUUUUCUUACUUGAAUCCAACUGUUGGUUCAUUGCCUAUACUGAACAUGCUGUCUUUCACCCCUGGAUUUCUUGUUACUCUAUGGGGAGCAUUGGAAGAUUCUAUUUUUCUUGGAAAAAAUCAUACUGCAGAGGACAAUAAGCCUUGCACAAGUGGUGUUCCUGGGAAUCAAAAUGAUAGUAGUUUUCAGAAAAAGCAAAGACGUACCGCAAAAGAUGCAGGAAAUAAAUGGGUCACCGUACUGCAAAAGAUCACUGGGAAGUCAUCUGCUGAUGUGGAUUGUAUGCAUUCAUUCAACUGCUCUAGGGACAGUUCAUAUGAGGGUGAUUCUUGUGAUUCAUGGGAUGUUGAACCUGUGAGGCAGGGUCCUCAAGGCAUUUCAAAAGACAUGUCAUGCCUGCUGCAUCUGUUUUGUGCCACAUAUUCUCACUUGCUUUUGAUACUUGAUGACAUAGAAUUCUAUGAAAAACAGGUUCCCUUCAAGCUGGAGCAACAGCGAAAAGUUGCAUCAGUUCUCAACACUUUAGUGUAUAAUGGUUUUUCUCAUAGUAAUGGCAUGCAAAAUGUGCCGUUAAUGGAUGCUGCAGUUAGAUGCCUUCAUUUGUUAUAUGAGAGGGAUUGCAGGCACCCAUUCUGUUCUCCUUCUCUGUGGCUUUCACCUGCUAGAAAGAAUCGGCCUCCAAUUGCAGCAGCUGCUAGGGCUCAUGAAGUUAUAUCUACGAAUCUGAGAUUGGGUGAUGUCUCCACUAUUCCAGGCAUGAGUUCUGUUAUAGCUACUAUUCCACAUGUAUUUCCUUUUGAAGAGAGGGUUCAGAUGUUUAGAGAAUUUAUCAAGUCAGACAAAGAUUCUAGAAGAAUGGCUGGUGAAGUGGCUCGACCAGGUCCGGGUUCGAUAGAGAUAGUUGUUCGCCGUGGUCAUAUAGUUGAAGAUGGAUUUAGACAAUUGAACUCCCUUGGGUCAAAGUUAAAAUCUGGUAUUCAUGUUUCAUUUGUCAGUGAAUGUGGCCUUCCCGAAGCUGGCCUUGAUUAUGGUGGGUUAUCCAAAGAGUUCUUAACUGAUAUCUCAAAAGCAGCCUUUGACCCUGAAUAUGGUCUUUUCUCUCAGACUUCAACUUCCGAGGGACUUUUGAUUCCUAACACGACUGCAAGAUUGAAAGAGAAUGGAAUCCAGAUGAUUGAGUUCCUUGGGAGGGUUGUUGGCAAAGCACUUUAUGAAGGAAUAUUGCUAGAUUAUUCUUUUUCUCAUGCUUUUGUACAAAAACUUUUAGGCCGAUAUAGCUUUCUUGAUGAACUGUCAACACUAGAUCCUGAGCUGUACAGGAAUCUUAUGUAUCUAAAGCAUUAUGAUGGUGAUGUCAAGGAUCUCUCUUUGGAUUUCACAGUCACUGAAGAAUUGCCAGGCAGACGGGUUGUCAUUGAACUUAAAACUGGUGGGAAAGAUGUUGCUGUUACAAAUGAGAACAAGUUGCAGUAUGUCCAUGCAAUUGCAGAUUAUAAACUCAACCGUCAGAUAUUGCCUCUGUCAAAUGCAUUUUAUAGGGGGUUGGUUGAUCUCAUAUCUCCAUCUUGGUUGAGCUUAUUUAAUGCAAGUGAGUUCAAUCAGUUGCUUUCCGGUGGAAAUCAUGACAUUGAUGUUGAUGAUUUGAGAAAGAACACACGGUAUACUGGUGGCUAUUCUGAGGGUAGUCGGACAGUAAAGCUUUUUUGGGAGGUUAUGGCCGGAUUUGAACCAAAAGAGCGCUGUUUGGUUCUAAAGUUUGUGACAAGUUGCUCUCGAGCUCCAUUACUGGGGUUCAAACACUUAAAGCCACCCUUUACUAUUCAUAAGGUAAGAUCUCUACCUCACAUUGUUGCGGGCAGAUUUGACUCUUUAUAUGUCACAUACUUUUGGUUGUUAUGAAAGUUCACUAUCCAUUGAAUGGACAUAUCAAACUUUUUGCAGAUUGUCGUGAAUACUUUUUAUGGGCUCUGGCUCUCCAUGUCACUCAUUAUUACUUUUUAUAG
Molecule: messenger RNA, 3632 nt
Organism: Telopea speciosissima
Lineage: Eukaryota; Viridiplantae; Streptophyta; Magnoliopsida; Proteales; Proteaceae
Product: E3 ubiquitin-protein ligase UPL7
Exons: 12
Coding region: 130-3528 (1132 amino acids)
Biological process (GO): ubiquitin-dependent protein catabolic process; protein polyubiquitination
Molecular function (GO): ubiquitin protein ligase activity
Source: RefSeq, a predicted model, not a curated record